Messenger RNA from Anopheles cruzii, 540 nucleotides. Its product is annotated as perlucin-like. The coding region runs from base 14 to 514 and encodes 166 amino acids. Gene Ontology annotation, molecular function: carbohydrate binding. The record is from RefSeq and is a predicted model, not a curated record. The transcript is spliced from 2 exons. Gene Ontology annotation, biological process: biological process involved in interspecies interaction between organisms. NCBI's taxonomy places the organism in Eukaryota, Metazoa, Arthropoda, Insecta, Diptera, Culicidae. Gene Ontology annotation, cellular component: external side of plasma membrane.
CAGAGCAGCGAUAAUGAGGUACGUAGUUUUAGUAUUUCUCUUCGUCGGACACUGUCUAUCCAGUCCAGCCAGUCGGACCAAUCCAGUCCAUGAACGGAUCGAUGUCGGAGCACCAACCAACGCCGAAGUCUCGAAACGGUAUUACGUUUUUAACAGCCGCGGCGUUACGUUUUUCGAGGCCUGGAGACUCUGUCAGAGCGUUGGCCAUCGAUUAGCGACGAUCACCAACCAGAACGAUACCCGUUCGGUGGAGGAAGCCGUUCAAGCUUCGAGCAACUCCAAAGGACCCUGGUGGAUCGCAGGCACUGAUCUCGGCAAUGAAGGAGUGUUUGUUUGGAUUUCCACCAACCAGCCGGUGGGCUUCCGAACGGGAUAUUCAGAUUACGCACCCAAUCAGCCGGAUAAUGCUGGAGGAAACGAAAACUGUCUGGAAAUCGGACGUGAAGGUGCUCUAUCGUGGAAUGAUGCCCCGUGUGAUGCGAAGCACCGAUACAUUUGUGAACAUGGAGGAUAAUGCGUGCGAUUGAAAAUAUAAACUAA